Messenger RNA from Zasmidium cellare ATCC 36951, 2688 nucleotides. RefSeq lists its product as uncharacterized. Bases 1 to 2688 code for a protein of 895 amino acids. Gene Ontology annotation, biological process: regulation of DNA-templated transcription. The transcript has 8 exons. Lineage: Eukaryota; Fungi; Ascomycota; Dothideomycetes; Mycosphaerellales; Mycosphaerellaceae. Gene Ontology annotation, molecular function: DNA-binding transcription factor activity, RNA polymerase II-specific; transcription cis-regulatory region binding; zinc ion binding. Gene Ontology annotation, cellular component: nucleus. The record is from RefSeq and is a predicted model, not a curated record.
AUGACUCGGAGUUUGCCCGUGGCCUUGCUGAGUGCAUUACUCUUCCUACAAUGCGCAGUAGCCCAGCAAACCGUCCAAAGCACCACCAUAGUCCAGCUUUACAGCCCUGUUCUGCCCUCACUCGAGGCCUACAUCCUCAACGUCCAGAACGGUACCACGACAGCGAAGCUAUCAUGUCCCUCGAAUAGCACAGCAGCGGGAUGUGCUGAUUACCUGGGCAACACAUAUACCUUUGGUCCCAGCAUAUUUCGAGUCCAGGCCUCCUUUGACGGCCAAUACACCCUUACCAGCGACUGCUCGACGGCACCCAACACCGCAGUCUGCAAAUGCUUCGAAAGUGCCGACUCAUUGAAAGUCUCACAUUCUGAAACGGUGACCGACUAUACGACUUCUUACACGACAACCUACUGCGGGUCAGACGUGGUGCUCUCGACUGUGCCUAUCGUUUCUGGAGCAGACAAGCUGCAAGCCAUAUCGACGUCAGCAGUUUCGAUUACCACAUCAGUUGUUGCGAUCACCACUUCGUCCCUUUCCCCCGGGCAGACGGUGUCAACGAGCAGCACUUCACCAAGCCCCACACAGAGUGUCUCAGGUAGCUCGCCAACGAGUAUCGUCUCGUAUUUCGGCGAGCUCACCUUGCUCUGCGCAAUGAUCUUCACAUUGAUGGUCAUUCUAAGCUCGAUCUCGGACCGCAGCAUCGCCGGCACGGCUGAAAGUUCUUGUUCCGUCCCAUUCCGUCACCACCUCACUUCAUCAACAACCAUCGCCCGGAUCUCAACUCCCACCUUCGUAUUCCACUCCACCGGCAUGGAUGAUAACGCCAAUUCCGCAGACGAUCGGUCGAAGGUCCGCAGAUCCGCUCAGGCCUGCCAGCGCUGUCGGACAUUGAAGGCUCGAUGUUUGCCGAGUUCAGAAGAAGGGACUUGUCAGAGGUGUUUCCGAUCGGGAUAUGAAUGUGCUUGGGGCGAGCGCCGCUUGCGGCAAAGGAAGCAAGGUUCAUCUCGCAUUGUCCAAGUCGAAAAGAAGAUAGACCGUCUCUUCGCACGAAUAGCAGGUGAUGAUGAUGAUGAUUCCACUGCCCAAAAUCAGGCACCCUCAAACAGGAAGACCCUCUGGAAAGGUUCCGUUCUUUCACCGCCUGAUACUGUUGAUCAACAUGUCGAGACUUACGAGGAUGACAAUGAGUCGAACCACUCCUUGGAUGAGGUCUCCAAGCUGCACGAGUUUGAUCUGUCCGCUGAGGAUGGCAAAGUCUCCGCCCAGCUGAAGAAGCCAGCAAAGGACGAUCCACUCUCCAAGACGUUGGCUGCCUACCCAGAAGCGGAAGGACUACUCACGCAGUAUAGGUCUAUGUCGGUUUCAUUUCCCUUCGUCCCUAUUGAUGACGAAUCUACUUUCAACUCCGUGUGCACCGAGAAGCCAAUGCUACUACUCGCCAUCGUGGCGGUAUCAUCGUGGCGUAACAAAAAACUGCAGAUGCAUCUGGAAAAGCAAUUUCGUACAGAGCUUGCCAACCGUACUCUAAUACAACCACGCAAGGACCUGGCCCUGCUGCAAAGUAUCCUCGUUUACGUUGCAUGGUACACUCCUAGCUCGUCGUUUACUCUUGAAGCUCGACUGAUCAAUUUUUCAGGUCACACUGACGAGGGCGAGAUGCGUCGAGCUGUUCUUGGAUGCUACUAUCUCUGUGCCUCCGUCAGAGCAGAGUUCUCGGUCUCGACUCUCUUGGAAUGCCGGGAUUAUAUGCAUGAAUGGUCAAGACAUUUGUCUGAGAACGGCGAGUACGACACCGAUAGCGUUAUCGAGCUCCUGAUUGAGUCGAGACGAAUCUCAGACAUGGUACAUGCCCAGACAUACAGGAACCUCACUCUGCCAACGACAUCUGGAGAUCAACUGUUGGAAACGUUCCAUUUUUGGAUCAGUCAGUGCGAAGGUUGGAAGCACCAGCGUGGAAGACGUGAGCAAGCACGUCUUUUAGACUUGAUCCGAUAUUCAUUGGAGACAAAGCUGCACAAGACUUUGACCUCUAACUUGGCGAACGACGCUCGACAGAUCAAUAACGCAGAUCGCAUGUAUCGCCAGCUUUCUGGUCUUUCCUCUCAACUGGAAGCUGGCAAGAUGUUCUUCGACACCCUUGUCGCAGUAUCUACGGACACAACUCACCUCGUCUCAUUUGCAGAAUGGACAACAGUCCCCCGAAUGGUCAUGGACAUGGCUCGACUUUCCAUGUUCAGCCCUUCGCACCCACCAGAAUGGAACGUCAAGGAAGCCCAAGACCGCAUUCGACUGAACUUGUACCUUGAUUCGCUGUGCUUCAGAAUGCACAAUCUCACGACUUACAAUCCACCUGAACAGCCACACCCGGAUUACUGGACGGUGAUGAAAGAGAUAAUGCAAGCGGUGAACGCCUGGUACGUUAGAAAGAUGAAGUCUGGGACUGGAAAUCGUAUCACGCAUUCAUCUGCGCAAUUCCAGGCCGAGACAGAGGGCGGAAGUGGCACAGCUGGUUUGGAAACAGACAGCUCUCAUUCAGUGGGAUAUGAAGCUCCGACUCCGAACUUGUUCGACGAUAGCAGCUUCAAUUUCAUGGGAUACUCAAACGAACAUGAAAAUAGUCACUGCAUGUGGCUACCGAUGGACCUGCAGAUGAGCAUUGAUGCAAUGAAUGGAGACGAUCUGGAAUGGUAG